AUGAAAGAUGCACUCUCCAACAUCAGGGACGAAUCCACCCCACCAGGAAACAUAAAGGCUGUCCUCGCCCUACAGAACGGCGGCAUCAUUGUAGAACUAGAGAACGAGGACCUUGCAACAUGGUUGCGGGGAACGGCAGGAAGAGCCCUAUUAGAGGGACAAUUCGACUCAGCAGUAUCAUUUUGCACUCGAACCUUCCCAAUCGUACUCGAAUACUUACCCAUUCAACUACAGAUCGAAAGUGAUGGCUUCCUCCACAAGAUAGAACAUGAUAACCAACUAUCCAAAAAUGUCCUAGUUGCCAUACGAUGGAUCAAACCUCCCCUCUGA
Suillus paluster is the source of this 330-nucleotide messenger RNA. RefSeq lists its product as uncharacterized. NCBI's taxonomy places the organism in Eukaryota, Fungi, Basidiomycota, Agaricomycetes, Boletales, Suillaceae. The record is from RefSeq and is a predicted model, not a curated record. The transcript has a single exon. Bases 1 to 330 code for a protein of 109 amino acids.